GAGGAGGAGAAGGAGGAGGGGGAGCAGAGGGAGGUGUUUCUGUCAGUUCCGGCUGUUUGUUCGGGAAGUGAAUCCGCCGCUGCCGGAGCAGCCCGGAGGGAGCUGCGGUUCGGGAGGCCAGUACCGACCCCGCCCGCCUGCGCGCACCGCCCCCGCCCGCCAUGGCCCGGGACUACGACCACCUCUUCAAGCUGCUCAUCAUCGGCGACAGCGGUGUGGGCAAGAGCAGUUUACUGUUACGAUUCGCAGACAACACUUUCUCAGGCAGCUACAUCACGACGAUCGGAGUGGAUUUCAAGAUUCGGACUGUGGAGAUCAACGGGGAGAAGGUGAAGCUCCAGAUCUGGGACACAGCUGGGCAGGAGCGCUUCCGCACCAUCACCUCCACGUAUUACCGUGGGACCCACGGGGUUAUUGUGGUAUAUGAUGUCACCAGUGCAGAGUCCUUUGUCAAUGUCAAGCGGUGGCUUCAUGAAAUCAACCAGAACUGUGAUGAUGUAUGCCGAAUACUAGUGGGCAAUAAGAAUGAUGACCCUGAGCGCAAGGUGGUGGAGACAGAAGAUGCCUACAAAUUCGCCGGGCAGAUGGGGAUCCAGCUGUUUGAGACCAGUGCCAAGGAGAAUGUCAACGUGGAAGAGAUGUUCAACUGCAUCACAGAGCUGGUUCUUCGAGCAAAGAAAGACAACUUGGCGAAGCAACAGCAGCAGCAACAGAAUGACGUGGUGAAGCUCACGAAGAACAGUAAACGAAAGAAACGCUGCUGCUAAUGCCCCAGUCCACUGCAGAGACUGCACUGUGGUCCCUCCCCCAGCCCGAGGCCCGCGGGGGUCCUCGGGGGACAGUCUCAGUUUUGUGCCGUUAUUUAAAGAAUUCUCUCCAUGUUUUUGUAUUGGGAGGCGCCAUCGGCACUUCCUCCCCCAUCCCCCCAGUGCCAAGAAGCUGCUGGAGGAGCCUGCCCUUCCCCACUGGUGCCCUCCUCCCUGCCGAGGCGCCUGGACCUGGCGAGGAUGCUGCCAGCGGAGCGGACUGAUUAACCAGUUUGUACAUAGUGUAUAUUGCUUUAACCAGCUGCACACCCUCAUCCUGCUCUGGCUUUUGCCUCCUUAAUGCCAGCCUGCUGCAACAGACCCUCUCCUGGCCCUCCUGUCCCACCUAAUGGCCAGCAGCUUCUGGAGGAGAUGGCACCAUGUUCUAUUCGUCUUGGGCUGGCCUGGGUUGGUGGAGUGGGCUCUGUGUUGCUCAUUCUUUCCUGCAGGCUGACAGCUUCAGUCCCGGCAUACCGGACCUGACCCCUCUCCAGGGCCUCUGCCUGUUCUCCUGCCCCCAUAGUUGCUCUGGGAGCUGGGAAACCUGGCCUUGAGGCAGUCAGUGCCCUCUGAUGUCCCCAGGCCUUUGGUGCCACAGGGGAAGUCAUUCCUACCCUUUGGCCAACAGGUUUCUUGUCCUGCCUCUUAGACACCUCUGCUACAAACCCAGGGGAGCCUCAGCUUCUAACUUACCAACAUGUUUCAGUUCCAACAGAAAGGUAGGGGUGUGUUUGUGCAGAGAUGGGGCUUGCUGGAGGCAAGAGGAGCAUUAUCUUAACAGAUAAAGUGAAGCGAAGCCAAAUCAGAUGAAUUAAGUUCCUCAUCAUUUUCUUACCCUGAGGUUUGAUUGACACAGCAGCAGUUGUGACCCACCCCACUUUGGGUCCAGUAGUUUUAGAAAAAGUGAAUUGCUUCCUGUCAUUGUGGGGCUGGGCCCUUGGUCCUUGGAAUGGAAAGGGAAUUUGCAUCCUUGUCCAUGUUGGCCAUCCAGGGCCUCUUGCUGGAAUUCAAGUCCACAGUGUACCCUGCACACCUCUGAAUGUGAGGGUGGGUACCAGGGCUUCUGGACAGUGGGGUGACACACCUCUGAGAUUGAAUCACUGACAACUAUUUCAGUACAAAGAGUAAGAAGACUUCUUAGUGGGGAAAAGUGGCAGUGGGGCUGGAGACAUCCUGGUUCUGUGCACCCCAGUUCCUUGGAAGAGAAACCAGAAUCGCCUGUGUUUGAUUACUGUUCCCCUCCUUCCCUGGGUACUUCAUUCCCAUUUCCCCUAAAAGGAUCACGCAACCUGGAAAGAAAUUAUUUCAACACCACAAUGUGUUUUAUUAAAUUUCUUUUCCUGGGUGAUUUCUAGGCAAAGCCCUGAUUGGACAAUCACAUCACAGAUCACUGCAGAUUUUCCAUGUUAACACUGUGGAUGGGUUUUUAAUCAAUAAAAAUGGGGUUUCUUCUCACCUGUCUCUCCACUUGUCCAAACUGUCAGAGCCAGGGUCUGACCUAGGCCUUCUCUUUGGAGCCCCUGGGCUUGGAGGCUGUGGACCUGAGGUGGCAGGUGCCCUGGAGGCGCUGCAGGCAACUUGUCUCGUCUGGAGGAGCCAGCAGAAGCAGGUGUCCGUCCUCAGGGCUGUUCUGGCUGGCUGUGGCCCGUGAGGUUGCACACAGCCCUUGGCUCCUGUAGUGGUAGGGUCGUACUUGUGUCUGAGCACUCAGGUGAAGCCAGUGGGAGUGCUUGCAAAUUCAAGCAAUAGGGGGGUUGAUCCUGGGACCUUCCAGCCCAGGCCAGGAGUCUCAUGAUUUCUGGCAACUGGACAUCGAGACCCAGAUGUGUGGGGGGGUGAUGGUGAGGACGGACUGUCUGUCCUGCUGAGUGUUAAUAUGCAUGAAUGGGGGUGGGGGGGUUGCGGGAGGGGAUGACUCUCGGGUAGGCUGACAUCUUGGUGGACCUGAUGUGAAAUUCCUGUCAAACAACUUUUAAAUGGUUUGCUAGGAUUAUUUCUGUAUUGAAAGUUUCUAAUUAUGCUUUUUUAAAAAAUACUAAAAAUAAAGGUUCAAGCUGCCAAAUUU
Messenger RNA from Octodon degus (degu), 2871 nucleotides. It is a transcript of the gene Rab35, whose product is annotated as RAB35, member RAS oncogene family. The record is from RefSeq and is a predicted model, not a curated record. Lineage: Eukaryota; Metazoa; Chordata; Mammalia; Rodentia; Octodontidae. The coding region runs from base 162 to 767 and encodes 201 amino acids. Gene Ontology annotation, biological process: Rab protein signal transduction; endocytic recycling. Gene Ontology annotation, cellular component: plasma membrane; endosome membrane. The transcript is spliced from 6 exons. Gene Ontology annotation, molecular function: GTPase activity; GTP binding.